ACCCAUGUUUUAUCCAUGGGUCGCGAAAAGCCCGCUCGGCCCGGUGUCUCGCUCCCAAUCGUCUCGCGCGUCUCCUACCAAUCCCCUCCCGUCCUCCUCCCCCCAAUCCCGUUCUGCCCAGCGCCGCUCCACCUCCUAGGCCACCACCCGCCCUUCUCCUCCUCCCAAGCCUCGUCUCCCCACCUCGCCGGCAGAUCUCCUCCGUGCAUCCGUCGAGGAGCUCGAGAUGGAGCAGGGUCGUCACCUCCCCAUCUCCCGAUGCCCGCCUCGGCCGGCCUCCUCUCCGGCGAGCCACCAUCGCCCGCGUCCUCCCGCUCUAGGUCAUCAAGUCCAAGGACGAGCAGUGAGGCAAGGACGAGCGGCUUUGCCUGCCACAACCACGCUCGCCUCGUCUUCGUCAGAUCCGGCGAGGCAGGGCCAUGGGAAUCCCACGGAGGAAACCCUAGCCGCAUUUCCCCCAAUCCGCUCGUGAGCCUCCUCUCCGUCGCGUCUGGGCGGCCAGCGAGAGGAUCCCCUCCUCCAUCGCUCCCCUUUUUCACUAGGCAGGGAAGAAGGUGCAGCGCCGCCGUCUUCACCGCAGGGGAGCAAGCUGACGGAUUCCAUGGCGCUGCCAUCGUCUUCAGCCUCGCGUCCAAGGCAGAGCCUACAGUACAUAACAGUAGGAGUGUGGGUCGUCCCUGCAGAGGGCAUGGGGUCUUGACUCGCAGCCUGCCGGUCAGGGGCGGCCGGCGCUGCUUGGGGAGGUUUCAGCUGUGUGCGACGGCGAGCAAUUCCGAUUCAUAUAUUGCUAAGGUGAACCUUCUGCCAAUUAUUCCCCUCUGCUCAUUAUCUCUCUCUAUGCAUUGGCCAGUGAGAGCAUCAAGAGGAACUUGCUGGCGACCAAGAUCGCGUGAAGCCUCAUGGGGAGUGGAUGUACAAUAUUCUAUACACGAGGUCCCAGCCAUCCUACAAAUUGGUCCAUGGGCACACUCUAGGAUAACCAGAUAUGUAAUUGUAGGCUUGGAUUUUUAA
This is a messenger RNA of Lolium perenne, 1011 nucleotides long. NCBI's taxonomy places the organism in Eukaryota, Viridiplantae, Streptophyta, Magnoliopsida, Poales, Poaceae. The record is from RefSeq and is a predicted model, not a curated record.